Trichoderma harzianum CBS 226.95 is the source of this 309-nucleotide messenger RNA. RefSeq lists its product as hypothetical. The transcript has a single exon. The record is from RefSeq and is a predicted model, not a curated record. NCBI's taxonomy places the organism in Eukaryota, Fungi, Ascomycota, Sordariomycetes, Hypocreales, Hypocreaceae. The coding region runs from base 1 to 309 and encodes 102 amino acids.
AUGCUUUGGUUCGAAGAUUACGAUAACUCGUCUUUCGAGGGUCCCUUGGUAGGGACGGAGAUGGUUAACGCUUAUCGCAACUUCAACAUCGUCGCGAGACCUACCUAUCUUAUCAUUGGCAUCCUCCUCUUACUGACUUCAUCCGUGGUCGUCGGGAGACGGGUGAAUACGAUUUACAAUUUCAUCUUUCCCAACCGAAAUGGAGGGCCUGAUUCGGAUCAACCUCAGCCGCCGUGGUAUGAACUGGUAGAAGAAUAUGCUGUGGAGAGUGAAGAGGAAGAAGAGAACGAUAACUGGCUGUUGUCAUGA